UCUGGUUACUGAAGCGUCUCUCUUUCUCUCUGCCCCUUCUCUCUAUAACAGGCAACCCUUACAGAUAUCCAUCGGGCUGCUCUCUUUCCGUCCAUCUCCUGUCAUGGCAGAUCCCUACACUAAUUUCUCCAGAGGAUUCUACAACCACUACCCUUUCACCUCCACCCCACCUCCGCCACCAGUUGCCACUCAGUCCUACAGCUUCAUCACGCACAGCUACACCAGCUCCUUCCUCCCAAGGCAUCCUCCUUCCCCUCCUCUUAGGGAGGCGCUCCCUCUCCUCAGCCUCAGCCCCACAAGGCACCGAGAGGAGGAGGAGGAGGAGGAGGAGGAAGAGGAGGAGGACACCUCGUGCAGUGCCUCCGCCGAAGGGGCCAAGAACAAAGCCGCACGUAUCGAGGAUGAAGCCGACGAUGAAGUCGAUGCGGUGACUGUGGCCCUCCACAUAGGCCUCCCAAGCCCCGGUGCAGUCGAUCUGAUAUCAAGACUCCCCUCAACCUCGGAAGAUCAUAGUGCGGAGAAGGAAACCGAAGGUGGUGAUGAUGUGGUUCCUAUAGGCUACCCUUCCAAUCCCAUAGGAAGGCUCAACAAAGGCCAGUACUGGAUUCCUACUCCUUCUCAAAUCCUUAUUGGACCUACCCAGUUCUCUUGCCCUGUCUGCUACAAGACUUUUAAUCGAUACAACAACAUGCAGAUGCAUAUGUGGGGGCAUGGAUCACAGUAUAGGAAGGGGCCAGAGUCUCUCAGAGGCAUCCAACCGACGGCAAUGCUAAGGCUACCCUGCUAUUGCUGUGCUCCCGGCUGCAGGAACAACAUAGACCAUCCAAGAUCAAAGCCACUGAAGGACUUCAGGACCCUCCAAACUCACUAUAAAAGGAAGCAUGGAAUCAAGCCCUUCAUGUGCCGCAAGUGCGGUAAGGCCUUUGCGGUGAAGGGAGAUUGGAGAACCCACGAGAAGAACUGUGGCAAACUGUGGUACUGCAUCUGCGGCUCCGACUUCAAGCACAAGAGAUCGCUGAAGGAUCACAUCAAAGCCUUUGGGCGUGGGCACGCUGCGUAUGGCAUCAACUGCCUGGAGGAGGAAGAUGAUCCAUCAUCAGAGAUCGAACAAGACUGCCAUCAACCACACGAGCAAAGGUGAUAUAUGGCCAGACCUUUAGCUGAUCCCCCCGGCCUUCACUAUCCGGUUCAUAAUGUUUCUUCUUUCUAUCUCUUGGUUAUGGUUAUGUCCGUGCCAUGCCAAGUUAGAAGCUCCAUGUGGGCUAAGGUCCUGUAAAGGAGCUUCUCCUUUGUAAUGAAGUGAUCAAGUCAUAGGUUGCUAUGUUCUGAGGCACCGAUGAGCUGCCUCUUUGUGUUCCUUGUUCUGGGAAACAUGUAUCUCCAUCCGUGUUGCUUUAUUAUGUCUUCUCCUGAUUCAGUUUA
This is a messenger RNA of Musa acuminata subsp. malaccensis (wild Malaysian banana), 1422 nucleotides long. Its product is annotated as zinc finger protein WIP2. Gene Ontology annotation, cellular component: nucleus. NCBI's taxonomy places the organism in Eukaryota, Viridiplantae, Streptophyta, Magnoliopsida, Zingiberales, Musaceae. Gene Ontology annotation, molecular function: DNA-binding transcription factor activity. Gene Ontology annotation, biological process: anatomical structure development; regulation of gene expression. The record is from RefSeq and is a predicted model, not a curated record.